AUGGUUUGCCUGGAUCUGUUACUCAGCAUUUGCUUAGCAGCAGAGAAGAGGUGCAGACAGAGCACUCCUGACCUUCCCAUUGAUCCUUGCCUGGAUACCACAGUUGUGACAUGCCAUAUUAAGUCUCUGUCUGUUUUCCCCUACAGUGAUCUCAGUAUGAACAACAUUACUAAGCUGCCCUCGAACCCCGUGCACAAUCUCCGUUUCCUGGAAGAGCUACGUCUUGCAGGAAAUGGCUUGACAUACAUUCCUAAGGGAGCAUUUGCUGGCCUUUUCAGUCUUAAAGUGCUAAUGCUGCAGAAUAACCAACUACGCCAGGUUCCUACUGAAGCACUCCAGAACUUGCGCAGCCUGCAGUCUCUACGCCUGGAUGCCAACCACAUCAACUAUGUGCCCCCCAACUGCUUCAAUGGCUUGGUUUCCCUUAGACACCUGUGGCUAGACGAUAAUUCCUUGACAGAAAUACCCAUCCAAGCUUUUAGGAGCUUACCAGCACUUCAGGCAAUGACACUGGCACUGAAUAAAAUUCAUUAUAUACCAGACUAUGCUUUUGGAAACCUCUCGAGUUUGGUAGUUCUACAUCUCCAUAACAAUAGAAUCUACUCCCUGGGAAAGAAAUGCUUUGAUGGGCUCCACAGCCUAGAGACUUUAGAUUUAAAUUACAACAGUCUGGACGAGUUCCCCACUGCUAUCAAGACACUAACAAACCUAAAAGAACUAGGAUUUCAUAGCAACAACAUCAAGUCGAUACCUGAGCGUGCAUUUGUAGGUAAUCCAUCACUUAUUACAAUACAUUUUUAUGAUAACCCUAUCCAGCUUGUUGGAAAAUCUGCUUUUCAAAACUUACCAGAACUCAGAACUCUGACUUUAAAUGGUGCCUCACAGAUAACAGAGUUUCCUGAUCUGACUGGGACUACAAGUCUGGAGAGUUUGACACUCACAGGAGCACAGAUCACCACUCUCCCCAGAUCAGCUUGUGACCAGUUGCCUAAUCUCCAAGUGCUAGAUCUGUCUUAUAAUCUUCUGGAAGAUUUACCCUGUUUUACUGCAUGUAAAAAGCUACAAAAAAUUGACUUGCAUCAUAAUGAAAUUGAUGAAAUCAAAGCAGACACUUUCCGGCAGCUGGCUUCUCUUCGUUCUCUGGAUUUAGCUUGGAACAAAAUUAAAAUUAUUCACCCCAAUGCCUUCUCCUCUUUACCAUCUCUGAUCAAACUGGAUGUGUCAUCCAACCUUUUGUCCUCUUUUCCUGUGACGGGGCUACAUGGUCUAACUCAUUUAAAAUUAACAGGAAAUCAUGCACUACAAAGUUUGAUAUCAUCUGACAAUUUUCCUGAACUCAAGGUCAUGGAAAUGCCGUAUGCUUAUCAGUGCUGUGCCUUUGGAGCUUGUGAGAGCCACUACAAAAUCUCCAGCCAAUGGAACAAAGAUGAGAAUAGCAGCACUGAUGAUUUUUCCAGGAAGGAUAUUGGGUUGUUACAAAUUCAAGAUGAGCGUGACUUUGAAGAUUUUCUUCUCGACUUUGAAGAAGAUUUGAAAGCUCAUCAUUCGGUGCAGUGUUCACCUGCUCCAGGUCCCUUCAAACCAUGUGAUCAUCUGUUUGGUAGCUGGCUUAUCAGAAUUGGAGUAUGGACCAUCGUCGGUUUGACCUUCGUUUGCAAUGCACUGGUGACAGCUACAGUUUUCAGAUCGCUGUUGUAUAUGUCCUCCAUAAAGCUUUUGAUUGGUCUAAUAGGUAUUGUAAAUGCCUUGAUGGGUCUUUCCAGUGGAGUACUGGCUAGUGUGGAUGCAUCGACUUUUGGUAGCUUUGCUCAGUACGGAGCACAGUGGGAAAGUGGAAUUGGUUGCCAAAUGACUGGUCUUCUCUCCAUUUUUGCUUCAGAAGCUUCCAUUUUCCUCCUUACCCUAGCUGCGCUUGAGCGUGCAUUCUCUAUAAAGCAUGCUACAAAGUUUGAAACAAAAUCCUCUAUUGCCAGUGUAAAAAUUGCCAUUUUCUUUUGCUUUAUGUUGGCACUAGUCAUUGCAGUGAUACCUCUCCUCACUGGGAGUGAGUAUGGGGUUUCUCCACUUUGUUUGCCAUUACCAUUUGGAGAACCCACUGCUAUGGGCUACAUGGUAGCACUAGUAUUGCUGAACUCACUUUGCUUCCUGGUAAUGACUAUUGCUUAUACAAAGCUCUACUGCAGUUUAGAAAAGGGAGAACUAGACAAUAUUUGGGAUUGCUCUAUGGUCAAACAUAUAGCCUUGCUGCUUUUUACUAAUUGCAUUCUUUAUUGUCCUGUGGCCUUCUUAUCUUUUUCCUCCUUACUAAAUCUUACCUUUAUCAGCCCAGAAGUGAUAAAGUCCAUACUGCUGGUGAUUGUCCCACUGCCUGCAUGUCUAAACCCACUCCUUUAUAUAUUGUUCAAUCCACACUUCAAGGAGGACUUGGGAAGUUUGCGAAAGCAAACUUUGUUAUGGAGGAGGUCAAAACAUGCUAGUCUGAUCUCUGUGAAUUCAGAAGACAUAGAAAAACAAUCUUGUGACUCGACACAAGCACUGGUAACCUUCACAAGUGCUAGCAUAUCAUAUGACAUGCCUACCAGCAAUUCACUCAUGCCAUCGUCUUAUCAAAUGACAGAAAGCUGCAAUAUUUCAUCUGUAGCAUUUGUUCCAUGUCGCUAGUUUCAGUGGCAGUGCAGAAAAUAUGUAUGUUUACAAUUUUUUUUAACCCAAAAGUAAGUAUGGGUGUGUGUUUUCAAGCUAGAGAUUGCCUCUGAAUUACUGUUACAUGCAUCACAAAACAGAUGAUGACAAAACUUGCAGCAGGCUGAAAAUCCAGUAGUUUAGCCUUCUCAGUCAGUUUCAGAGCUGCUGGAAUGAAGAGAAAAUCUGAAAGCUGCAGCAGUUUCUGCAGUUGUAUUGGCGGUUCCCUUUCAAAGUAGCGCUACUCAGAAAAGGCAGUUGGUCAAGAGCAAAAAUGCUGUGCUGAAUUGGUAAGGUUUUUCUUCAACACAUCUUGGGUUUUUUGUUAUUUUUUCCUGUUUAAUAUAAUUUGGUCUUAAUAAUAGAUAUUCAGUGCCAAGUCUGUUUUUAUAAACAUCUGCAUAUGGCCCUCAUUCAGCAAGCUGUCUAAGUGGGAGAGUAGUCCUGUUGGAAAACCUAAAGGUUUCUGCAGAAUAUACUUCAAUUAAGCUCCAUGUUCAACAGAUAAAGUUCAUUUAAUAGUUUACCUGCUGAUGGGUUUGGUUUUUCAGAAGUUGUCUGACAUGACAAAGUAUUUUAAUUGCCAGAAAAAUCUACAGAACUAUUAUAUAUUAUAAAAGCAGUUAAUCAAAAUCCUACCAAGCACUUAAAAUGGAAUCAUAAACGGCAAGCCAUUGCUACGUGAAUAUUUUUUUCCAAAGGUUCUGCACAAUCUGGUCAUGAAUUACCAGCAUGCCAGUAGAACUACUAAUGAUAAAACUGACAGAUGAGAGACUCACAGAAUUUGAGGGUGAGAAAUACUACAUGGAGGGUCAUGAAUACAGGCAGACAGGUGUAUUGAGUACAAGUAAAUGACAUGAAAGGCACUCACACAGAAACACUGAUAUAAGGUCAUUUGUCUAGGAAUGAAACCGAUAGUCCUGCUCCAGGCAUUUCUAGAAAGCCUCUCAAGAUCAUUAGUUGAAGAUGUGGAGGUCACUGUGUCUUUUUGGCUAAUGAUAGAUAUGGGAAUACAAGGAAUGAAGGUUUUAUGAUCUGUGUUCUUAGCAGUGGUGCAAGCACUACGGGAAUAUUUCAGACAGUUUUUGUACUCAUAUGCUGUAAAGAACACUGGGGAAAUAAAACAUUUCAAUGUCAUAAAAAUAUAUUUAAAAAAAAAAAAAGCUUAAAAAAAAGCAGCUUGACCACAGUUUGUAAGUAGCUACUUCUGGAAAACAGAAAUUUGAGAGAAAGGACUAAGUCAGGAGGAGAAGAAUCUGGUAAGGUCCCAAGGAGUUGAUGCUAGGUAUGUAUACACAGCAUAAAAAUAAAGGUGUGAAUUGCUGACACUAAUGGUCACUGCCAAGUAGAACAAUUUGCCAUGGCUUGGAAUGAAAACUCACCAAGUAACUUCAAAUUGGAUACAUUGCCAAAAAAGGUUUUGGAGCAGCUAUUGGAAUUCAGGGAUGCCUGAUGGCAUUAGUUUAGGAGCUGGUUAGAUUAGAUUAACAUAGAGUACCUCUCUUGAUUGUAAUCUGUUAAUACUUUGCUGAAUCAUCAUGUGUACAUUUACACAUCGUGCAACUAGGUGAGAAGACUUCAGACCUUUUCCAAAUGUAGAGAGCUCACUUCCUUUGCCCAGAAGACAAGCAGUCUUUGACCUUGGCCAAGCCGUCAGAGGACCUUCCAAUCAUCUUUUCUUAGAGCUGGCAUAUUUUUGCUCAAGUGAGCUGAUCAUUUAUGACACGGAAAUGCACAGAUUUGUUAAAAAUAGCUCCCUGAGGAGUAACCUUUAAUAGCCCAGUAAUCACUGCGCAGUUAAUGGCCACUCAACUUCUAGGUGAAUGAGACUAAUUUUUGAACAUUACCACAGUUAGGCUAGCCCAGUAAUUAAGAUAAUCAGUUACAGAUGGUCACUGUUGUUCAUCUGUUACUGUAUAUGCAACUUUCUGGGACUCACAGGAUGGAUUUUCACAGUGAAGACUAUUGCCAACAAUGGAUAUGCUUUGGCUUUCUUGUCUACUCACACUGGCAUAUUUGCAGAUUUGCAGUUACAGAUGGCAUCAGUUGACUUUGGCCGACAUGUUCAUCCUUCAAGGGAAAAAAAAUGAACCAAUGCUGAAAUUAUGUAUGAUAAGGUCAGCAGAGUACUUAUCUGAAUCCUUUAUCUCUUGUGGGUUUUGAAGCAGUGCAGCAUACAGCUGGGGAAUGAUGCCUGAAACCACUUUGAAUUAAACAGAGGAUCAGUCAAGCAUUGCACAAUGCCUAUUAUCGUGUUUACUUAGCUUUAAUUUAACUGGGGUCUGUCUGUGCUGCACUGCUUAAUGUCAGUGAAAUUCCUUUCAGCUCGCUAUAUUUAAGAAGUUUGUAAAGUGAUUUGAGAAUCAAAGUAAUGUUAUAAUUCUAAAGACUAGUUAAAGAAAGCUUCUUUUAUCAAAACUUUUUUAGCUUGCAGAACGUCCUAAAGGCUCCGUGUCUUAUUUUUAUAAGCAUGUUUGAAAUAUUUUGAUCAAAUAUUUUAAACUUGAAAUUGUUAAAAUUCAUUUAAUAGAUUUUAAAGUAAAAUUUGUAAAUAUAGAACUGUAUUUAUUAUUACAGUGAAAUGCAACUCCACUAUAGGACGUGAGAUUAAGCCCUGUACAGUUUCGUAUUGAUAUUUGCUAUAUUUUCUGCUCAAAUAUAUUACUAAAUUCAUUAUCUGUAAAUAAUAUAAUGUAAAUGUGUAGUGA
Molecule: messenger RNA, 5390 nt
Organism: Meleagris gallopavo (turkey)
Lineage: Eukaryota; Metazoa; Chordata; Aves; Galliformes; Phasianidae
Source: RefSeq, a predicted model, not a curated record